Cannabis sativa is the source of this 1133-nucleotide messenger RNA. Its product is annotated as phosphatidylcholine:diacylglycerol cholinephosphotransferase 1. Bases 72 to 902 code for a protein of 276 amino acids. The record is from RefSeq and is a predicted model, not a curated record. Gene Ontology annotation, molecular function: diacylglycerol cholinephosphotransferase activity. Lineage: Eukaryota; Viridiplantae; Streptophyta; Magnoliopsida; Rosales; Cannabaceae. The transcript has 3 exons.
UCACCCUUUCUUUCCCAAACCCAACCUUUUCUCUUUUUUUCAUAUAAAUAUAUAAACUCACAUUUCACUCCAUGAACGGCGUCGUAUCGAACCCCUCUGCCGUUACACUCCUUACCCUGAACAACAGACGGCCUCGGCCCAGAUCCGACGACGACGACGACAUGGGAAUGGCCAAGAAAGGACAGGUGGUCCUCAAUGCCAAGCCACAUUUCAUGACCUGGACAACCGAUGACUUACUCCACGUGGCCAAAUUCCAUUGGCUGCCGUGUAUUUUCGCUGCGGGACUCUUGUUCUUUAUGGCCGUGGAAUACACGCUCCGAAUGAUACCCUCUUCAUCGCCGCCUUUCGAUCUGGGAUUCGUCGCUACUCGCCCACUUCAUCGGUUGCUUUCUUCGUCGCCUCACCUCAAUACUGUCUUAGCUGCCCUCAAUACGGUGUUUGUAGGAAUGCAAACGACAUAUAUUCUAUGGUCGUUUUUGGUAGAAGGGCGUCCCAGAGCUACAAUCUCAACUCUCUUCAUGUUCACAUGCCGAGGCAUUUUGGGUUACUCAACUCAGCUUCCAUUACCUCAGGGAUUUUUGGGAUCUGGGGUUGAUUUUCCGGUGGGGAAUGUGUCGUUUUUCCUGUUCUAUUCCGGCCACGUGGCUGGAUCGGUGAUUGCAUCUCUUGACAUGAGACGGAUGAAGAGGUGGGAAUUGGCGCGUACGUUCGACGCUCUCAAUGUGCUCCAAGCUGUAAGGUUGCUCGGAACCAGGGGUCAUUACACUAUUGACUUGGCCGUCGGAGUCGGCGCCGGUAUGCUCUUUGAUUCACUCGCCGGUAAAUAUGUAGAAAGCAAGAGAAAAUUGUCAACAACAACAACUACUACUACUAGUAAUGGCAAAGAAGCUUCCUUUACUUGAAGGAUAAGGAAUUUAGAGUUUUUGUUUAAUCAGAUGACAAGAACAGUAGUCAUGAAAAAUAGAAAAAAGAGAAAAAAAAUUUGUACAAAGAAUUAGGCAAAAAAGCUUUAAGCUUUUAGUUUGUUCCACCUGUUCUUAUUUGUUGUUAUUUCUUGUUGUAGAGACCUUCAUUUGAUUUGAUUUUGAUUAUAAGUUUUGGUUAUCUGCUAUAAUAUUUUAUCUUUUAUUUGA